AUGGCACGCACCUCAGACUCUGAUCACUGCAGACUGGAGGCCAUUGUCCGGCCAGAUUGUAUCAUUGAGAGCCAUGAGAUUUCAGACGCUGCGCGAGGCUGGCGGAGGGUCCCAGUCACCAAAGUAUGGAGAACAGAACGCGUUCUCGGACAUGGUGGCUUUGGGGAAGUACACCUGCAGUGCUUGGAUUCUGACAAGAAGACAACAAGGGCGCUAAAAAUCAUCCCAAAAAGAGGAUUGUCAAUGUCUAACGCCGAUUGUCAAAGAGAGCUCAUGGCAAUGGUUGAGUUCAAGAAGCCUAAGUACAGGGAAGCCGCAGUCUUCGUCGACUUCUUCGGCUGGUUUCAAAACGACAGUGCCAUGUUCUUGGCCAUGGAGUAUAUGUCACUCGGUGACCUCGAGCAAAACCUACAAGAAAUCGAAAACUCUCCUACACAUGAAGGCCCUGCUUUAUCGGAAGAGGAGACUCAAGUGGUUACACGACAGAUAUUAGAGGGUCUGAACAUUAUGCAUACAGAAGGGUUUGCUCAUCGUGAUUUGAAGCCUCAGAAUGUGUUUGUUGUUCAAAAACAGCCUCAAUGGUGGGUAAAGCUUGGAGACUUUGGACUCAGCAAACAGCGAACAGAUCAAACGGCUUUCCGCACGCAAGCAGGCACUCAGCAAUAUAUGGCACCAGAGCUGUUUUAUUAUGUGCCGGACCUGGAUACGGAAACCUCGGAAUAUACAAGUGCAAUCGACCUGUGGGCACUCGGAUGUGUCGUAUACCGGGUUAUUACGGGUGCAGUUCCAUUUCCUAGCUUGCUUUCUCUGAGGAAUUUCUGCCGAGACCCAUCAAAGGUUCCGCUCAAUAUACCACCUACAAUGGUGAAUGCUGGAAAAUUCGCAGAAGCAUUGCUACAGCCAUCUCCUGUAAGGCGUCCUUCGGCAAGCGGCGCACUUGCAUCUACAUGGCUCACACAAAAGAGUAGGCCCAAUAUUGGCCUACAAAAUAUGCAAUCAACAUUUGCUUCAAUGAGCAUGUCUGCUAGCCAGAAUGAUUACAACACUGCAUCUCAUAAAGGCCUUCAGUCGCACUACUUCAUGCCAACUACGAUUCCUGCACCACAGGAACCAUCCGUCAACGGGCCCUUAUCGGAACCUUUGCCGUUAUUAACACGGCGGCCAGUUCAGGAAUCGAAGAAUUCCAAUUCUUCGCAUCCGAUUGAUUCCAAGACUAUACGGCCCUACAGAGACACCACCACCGGACCAACAGAGGCCGAAAACCAUGAUGCUGAGGCUCUGAAAUCUCUGGGCAAUGCCGCAAUGGGGAAGAAAGAUUAUCCUAAAGCAAUAGAUCUUUACACAAAAGCUUUAACUAUCACCCCCGGAGCUGCAGUCUAUCUUUCUAACCGAGCAGCCGCUCAUAUUGGCUCGGAGAAAUAUGCGGCUGCAUGUGCUGACGCCGAGGCUGCCGUAGCUGCAGAUCCGAAAUACGCAAAGGCGUGGGUUCGCUUAGCAACUGCGAGACUGGCCCUCGGUGACAUUGGAGGUAGCGUUGAUGCAUAUACUAAGGGCAUCGAGUACGCAGGCCAUGGAGGUAGUGAGGGUGCGAGGAAGGGGCUCGAAGCUGCGAAGAAGAAGCUUAAGCAGUUGGAGGAAGAUGAAUUUGAGGAUGAUCUAGAACCAGUGCAAAUUGGUAAAAGGAAACUGUCGUGGGACUCUUUAGAAGGCAAUACAGGGUUAGAUUCAGACGAAAUUUCUACCAGACCAAGGAAACUGUCGUGGGACUCUUUAGAAGGCAAUACGGGGUUAGAUUCAGACGAACUUUCUACCAGACCAAGUAAGCCGGGAUUAUUCUUCCGACUAUUCAAGAAGGAUCGAGACGCCGAGGCUUUUAGAACCCAGCCAACCUUGUCACGCCCUCAGCGAAUGCCUAUCCUGGUCAAAACCUUUACCGGAAAAACCAUCGAAUUGUCUGUUUAUGAAACCGAUUCUAUCGGACAUGUGAAGGAUGCGAUCGAAGAGAAAGAAGGUAUACCACCGGAUCAACAACGCCUGAUAUAUGCAGGGGGAAAGCUUGAAGAUUAUCGUUCUUUGGCUUCGUACCAUGUCCUACCGCAUGGAAUCCUUUACCUUCUCAUUUCAAGAUCGUAUACAUAUCUGUAG
Messenger RNA from Endocarpon pusillum Z07020, 2145 nucleotides. RefSeq lists its product as uncharacterized. The record is from RefSeq and is a predicted model, not a curated record. Gene Ontology annotation, molecular function: protein serine/threonine kinase activity; protein binding; ATP binding. Lineage: Eukaryota; Fungi; Ascomycota; Eurotiomycetes; Verrucariales; Verrucariaceae. Gene Ontology annotation, biological process: protein phosphorylation. The coding region runs from base 1 to 2145 and encodes 714 amino acids. Gene Ontology annotation, cellular component: cytoplasm. The transcript has 4 exons.